Molecule: messenger RNA, 5986 nt
Organism: Darwinula stevensoni
Lineage: Eukaryota; Metazoa; Arthropoda; Ostracoda; Podocopida; Darwinulidae
Source: the annotation of a GenBank genome assembly
AAAUGGCUCGGCAGCAGGACGGUUGUCGUGCGUGACCUUCCUGAAACGAUGACGUGAUAGCGACUCAACGCUAUCACUUUUGUUGUCUGCUGCUUUCCUCCUUCCUCACUGAAGUUCAGGUAGGUUAAGAGAAGUGUGAAAGAUGGCAGACUGUGGAGACUCAAAGGCUCCGCUGAGGACUGUGAAGCGGAUGCAGUUUGGCAUCCUCAAUCCCGAUGAGAUUCGACGGAUGUCUGUGACUGAUGGUGGGAUUCGUUAUGCCGAAGUAUAUGAAGGAGGACGCCCUAAGCUGGGUGGCCUCAUGGAUCCUCGCCAGGGAGUCAUUGAUCGUAAUUCCCGCUGUCAGACGUGUGCUGGAAACAUGACUGAAUGUCCUGGUCAUUUUGGACACAUUGACCUUGCCAAACCUGUUUUUCACAUUGGUUUUCUUUCAAAGACUAUCAAGAUUCUACGUUGUGUGUGCUUUUACUGCUCAAAACUUCUGGUCAGCCCAACCCAUCCAAAGAUCAAAGAAAUUGUGGUGAAGUCCAAAGGUCAGCCAAGAAAACGGCUUGCCCAUGUGUAUGACCUGUGCAAAGGAAAGAUGGUCUGCGAAGGAGGGGAGGAGAUAGAGACGGACAAUCCCGAUGACCCUAAUUCUGGCAAGUCAAAGAAGCCUGGACUCCACAGUGGCUGUGGACGAUAUCAGCCCAAGAUUAGGCGUACCGGUCUGGAACUCACAGCUGAGUGGAAGCACGUAAAUGAGGAUUCCCAGGAGAAGAAGGUUGUUCUGAGUGCUGAAAGGGUUCAUGAGAUAUUUAAGCAUGUCUCUGAUGAGGAAUGCUAUGUGCUUGGAAUGGAUCCUAAGUAUGCACGACCAGACUGGAUGGUCAUCACUGUCCUGCCUGUUCCUCCUCUGGCUGUGAGGCCAACGGUCACCAUGUUUGGUGCCAGGAGUCAGGAUGAUCUCACACACAAGCUUGCCGAUAUCGUCAAGGCUAACAAUGAGCUUACUCGCAAUGAGCAGUCUGGUGCAGCUGCUCACAUCAUUGCUGAGAACAUCAAGAUGCUACAGUUUCAUGUGGCAACCCUCAUAGACAAUAACAUUCCAGGGCUGCCUCAGGCCACACAGAAAUCUGGUCGUCCUUUGAAGGCCCUGAAGGCGCGGCUGACAUCAAAGGAAGGCCGCAUUCGUGGGAACCUCAUGGGGAAACGUGUUGAUUUUUCUGCUCGAACAGUUAUCACCCCUGAUCCCAAUCUUCGUGUGGAUCAAGUUGGAAUCCCUCGCUCCAUUGCGCAGAAUCUGACUUUUCCUGAGAUUGUGACCCCAUUCAACAUCGACAAGAUGCAGGAGUUGGUGCAGCGAGGCAACUCUCAAUAUCCAGGAGCCAAGUACAUCAUUCGUGACAACGGUGACAGGAUUGAUCUUCGAUAUCAUCCCAAACCAGCUGAUCUCCAUCUUCAGUUUGGAUACAGGGUGGAACGACAUAUUCGUGAUGGGGACCUGGUGGUAUUUAAUCGACAGCCCACAUUGCACAAGAUGUCUAUGAUGGGCCAUCGAGUGAAAGUUCUUCCUUGGUCAACUUUCAGAAUGAAUCUCAGUUGCACAAGUCCAUAUAAUGCUGACUUCGAUGGGGAUGAGAUGAACCUCCACAUUCCACAGAGCAUGGAGACACGAGCUGAGAUAGAAAACCUUCACAUCACACCUCGUAUGGUUGUGACGCCACAGGCAAAUAGACCAGUAAUGGGUAUUGUGCAGGACACAUUGACAGCUGUGCGGAAGAUGACAAAGAGAGAUGUGUUCCUAGAGAAGGAUCAAAUGAUGGACCUGCUGAUGCAUCUUCCCAGUUGGGAUGGGAAAGUCCCACAACCUGCUAUCCUAAAGCCAAAGCCACUCUGGACUGGCAAGCAGUUGUUCUCAUUGAUCAUUCCUGGGAAUGUGAACGUCAUCCGCACACAUUCAGCUCAUCCAGAUGAUGAAGAUGAAGGUCCUUAUAAGUGGAUAUCUCCUGGAGACACCAAAGUGUUGAUUGAACAUGGAGAAUUGGUGAUGGGGAUCUUAUGCAAACGCACAUUGGGUGCAUCAGCUGGGUCACUCCUCCACGUUGUCUGGUUGGAACUUGGCCAUGAAGUUUGUGGCCAAUUCUACUUCCAAAUUCAGACUGUAGUCAACAAUUGGCUUCUCAUUGAAGGGCACAGCAUUGGUAUUGGAGACACUAUUGCAGAUCCCCAGACUUAUCUGGACAUUCAGAAUACUAUCAAGAAAGCCAAAGAAGAUGUGAUUGAGGUGAUCCAGAAAGCUCACAAUGAUGAACUGGAUCCCACUCCUGGAAACACUCUGAGGCAGACCUUUGAGAACAUGGUGAAUCGAAUCCUUAAUGAUGCUCGUGACAAGACAGGAGCAUCAGCCAAGAAGUCCUUGACAGAAUAUAACAAUCUGAAGGCGAUGGUGGUUGCAGGAUCCAAAGGCUCCAAUAUCAACAUCUCUCAGGUUAUUGCCUGUGUGGGGCAGCAGAACGUGGAAGGAAAGCGAAUACCCUUUGGCUUUCGUAAGCGGACUCUCCCACAUUUCAUCAAAGAUGACUAUGGUCCUGAAUCCAGAGGGUUUGUGGAGAACUCGUACCUUGCUGGUCUCACACCGUCCGAGUUCUACUUUCACGCCAUGGGUGGUCGUGAAGGUCUCAUUGAUACUGCUGUGAAGACUGCUGAAACUGGUUACAUCCAGCGUCGAUUGAUCAAGGCCAUGGAGAGUGUCAUGGUGUGCUAUGAUGGAACAGUGAGAAACUCUGUGAGUCAACUGAUCCAGUUGCGUUACGGGGAGGAUGGCUUGGCCGGUGAAUAUGUUGAGUUCCAGACCCUACCUACUGUCAAACCCUCCAAUCGUGCCUUUGAGAGCAAAUUCCGAUUUGAUCCCAGUAAUGAACGGCACCUGAGACGCAUCUUCAACGAAGACAUCGUAAAGGAGGUGAUGGGGAGUGGGGAGAUCAAUCGGGAGCUGGAAAAGGAAUGGGGCCAACUCUCUAAGGACCGAGAUGAUAUUCGAAGGAUCUUUCCAACUGGAGAGAACAAGGUUGUUCUUCCAUGCAACCUGCAACGUAUGAUCUGGAAUGCACAGAAGGUCUUCCACAUCAACAAGAGAGCCCCAACUGAUCUUAGCCCCAUCCGUGUGCGUCAUUUGCUGAAAAAGUGUGUCAUUGUGCCUGGGGAGGACAGCCUGAGCCAGGCAGCUAAUGAAAAUGCAACCCUCCUCUUCUCGUGUCUCGUUCGCUCAACACUCUGCACCCGCCGUGUUGCUGAAGAAUUCCGUCUUUCAUCCGAAGCCUUUGAAUGGCUUCUGGGUGAAAUUGAAACUCGUUUCCAGCAAUCAAUGGCUCAACCUGGAGAGAUGGUGGGAGCUCUGGCUGCCCAGUCUUUGGGAGAACCAGCCACUCAGAUGACCCUCAACACCUUCCACUUUGCAGGAGUGUCCUCGAAGAACGUCACCUUGGGUGUACCUCGACUAAAGGAAAUCAUCAACAUCAGCAAGAAACCUAAGGCACCUUCACUUACUGUGUUCCUCACUGGGGCAGCAGCCCGAGAUGCCGAGAAGGCCAAAAAUGUCCUCUGUCGCUUGGAACAUACCACACUCCGCAAGGUUAAUGUCUUGAAUGCUGUUACAGCCAACACGGCCAUAUACUACGAUCCAGACCCACAGAAUACAGUGAUAUCUGAGGACCAGGAGUUUGUCAAUGUGUACUAUGAAAUGCCUGACUUUGACCCCACUCGCAUCUCUCCUUGGCUCCUUCGCAUCGAGCUGGACCGCAAGAGAAUGACUGAUAAGAAGCUGACAAUGGAGCAGAUUGCUGAAAAGAUCAAUGCUGGCUUCGGUGAUGAUCUGAACUGCAUCUUCAAUGAUGAUAAUGCCGAGAAGCUGGUCUUGCGAAUCCGCAUCAUGAACAGCGAUGAGAACAAGUUUGCCGAUGAGGAGGACACGGCUGACAAGAUGGAAGAUGACAUGUUCCUCCGUUGCAUAGAAGCAAAUAUGCUCUCUGACAUGACACUACAGGGAAUUGAGGCCAUUUCAAAGGUGUAUAUGCAUCUCCCAACAACUGAUGCCAAGAAGCGCAUAGUUGUGACAGACACCGGGGAAUACAAAGCAAUAGCCGAAUGGCUCCUGGAGACAGACGGAACCAGUCUCAUGAAAGUGCUGAGUGAACGGGAUGUAGAUCCCAUCCGCACCUUCUCCAACGACAUCUGUGAAAUCUUCCAGGUCCUGGGAAUUGAGGCAGUGAGAAAGUCGGUCGAGAAGGAGAUCAAUGCUGUGCUGCAAUUCUAUGGGCUGUACGUCAACUACCGUCACUUGGCGCUGCUAUGUGAUGUCAUGACAGCAAAGGGGUACCUCAUGGCAAUCACUCGACAUGGCAUCAAUCGGCAAGAUACAGGGGCUCUCAUGAGGUGCUCCUUUGAGGAAACAGUAGAUGUCCUGAUGGAUGCUGCUUCCUGUGCUGAAGUUGAUCCCCUUAGGGGUGUAUCAGAAAAUAUCAUGCUGGGACAGCUAGCUCGCAUUGGCACUGGGUGCUUUGACCUCCUCCUGGAUGCAGAGAAGUGCAAACUUGGCAUAGAAAUUCCAAUGAACAUUGGGGCUGGUAUGAUGGCUGGUGCUCGGGGGAUGUUCUUUGGAAGUGCAGUCUCUCCAUCAGGAAUGUCUCCACAGAUGACUCCAUUUGCCCAGGGUGCUACCCCUGCCUAUGGGAGUGUCUGGUCACCAGCUGUGGGAAGUGGAAUGACCCCUGGAGGGCCUGCAUUCUCCCCAUCUGCAUCAAGUGAUGCAUCGGGUCUUUCUCCUGGCUAUUCCCCUGCAUGGUCACCAACUCCAGGAAGCCCAAGUUCACCAGGUCCCUCUAUGUCUCCAUACAUCCCUUCACCUGGAGGAGCCAUGUCUCCCAAUUAUUCCCCAUCCUCACCCAUCUAUGCACCCUCCAGCCCCAGUCUCACUCCCAGCAGCCCUUCCUAUAGUCCCACCAGUCCUGGUUAUUCCCCUGCCAAGUAUAAUUACAGUCCCACCAGUCCAUCUUACUCCCCAACAAGUCCCAGCUACUCCCCAACCAGUCCCAGUUAUUCCCCUACAAGUCCAAGUUACUCACCUACAAGUCCCAGCUACUCCCCAACAAGCCCUAGUUAUUCUCCAACUAGCCCCAGCUACAGUCCAACCAGCCCAAGCUAUUCCCCCACAAGUCCCAGCUACAGUCCAACCAGCCCAAGCUAUUCCCCAACAAGUCCCAGCUACUCCCCAACUAGCCCAAGUUACUCCCCAACUAGUCCAUCGUAUAGUCCUACGAGUCCAAGUUAUUCCCCAACGAGUCCCAGCUACAGUCCAACGAGCCCAAGCUAUUCUCCAACAAGUCCCAGUUACUCUCCAACCAGCCCAAGCUAUUCACCAACAAGUCCAAGCUACUCGCCAACUAGCCCGAGCUACAGCCCAACCAGUCCGAGUUAUUCACCCACGAGCCCAUCGUAUUCUCCAACGAGUCCAUCAUACAGCCCGACCAGCCCGUCGUAUUCGCCUCAGAGUCCGACAUAUAGCCCCAGCAGCCCAAAAUAUUCUCCAUCGAGUCCAUCGUACUCCCCCACUUCACCAUCCUAUUCCCCAGGCUCUCCAUCAUAUGCCCCAUCAUCUCCAAAAUAUUCCCCGAGUUCCCCAUCAUACUCCCCAACCUCACCAUCAUACUCACCCAGCAGCCCUAAGUACAGUCCCUCAUCCCCCAAGUAUUCGCCGAGCAGCCCGUCGUACAGCCCGACCAGUCCGUCGUACAGUCCGACGAGUCCGACGUACACGCCGACGAGUCCGACGUAUUCGCCCACCAGUCCGUCGUACAGUCCGACGAGUCCUUCGUACAGCCCGUCGUCGCCCAGCUACUCCCCCACCACCCCCGGUUACAGUCCGUCAUCGCCCACCUACUCCCCUUCCAGCCCCAGUCAAGACGAGAGCGAGGCCGAACCGACGAAGCGGACGAGACAGAGGAAGUGA